This is a messenger RNA of Pomacea canaliculata, 719 nucleotides long. Its product is annotated as centrosome-associated protein 350-like. The record is from RefSeq and is a predicted model, not a curated record. The transcript is spliced from 2 exons. Gene Ontology annotation, molecular function: microtubule binding. Gene Ontology annotation, biological process: microtubule anchoring. NCBI's taxonomy places the organism in Eukaryota, Metazoa, Mollusca, Gastropoda, Architaenioglossa, Ampullariidae. Bases 312 to 704 code for a protein of 130 amino acids. Gene Ontology annotation, cellular component: centrosome.
AUCUGGUGACGAGACUACAGGUGAGCAGCUAGGGGGUGGCUCCAAGCCACUUCAGCAUCGAGACUUCUUUGCUGUGCCACAUGAACGUGCUGAGGUCGAGAAAAUUGUUGCUGAAGCUGUUGACAUCUUUUGGAACCUGCGGCGAUGUGGGGAGCCCUGGGAGUCGGUGUCAGUGCCAGCCUCAUUUUUGCAGGAGGGAGAAAAUGAAGAGAUAACAACAGAGCCCAGAGCCAACACAGACAUUGUCACAUGCAGUCGACGCUCCUACAGGCAUCUUCUGUUUCGACCUGACUGGUGAGAUUCUGCGUGAAAUGUAUCAGUACGAGAACGAAGUUGAACCUCCUGCUUGGCAGAAGCCAGUGCCCAAGCGACAGCGCUACUACAAGGGUAUCACACCCCCGACCACAGUGGACGUGCUUCUGCCGGUGGUUCAAACUGCAGCCAUCAGCAUCCUGGGGCUGAAUGGGGCCGUUGGCAAGAUGCGGGGCAAGACUGCCAACAAGUGGAGCGUGCGCAAGAAGAAGGACCAUGUUGAUGCUGUGCUGGUGAAGGAGCUGCAGGAGGAGGAGGCUGACUGGAUCAGCUACAACCACGACGAGACAGCUGUGAAGUUACAGCUGACUGACACCAUCUUUGAGUCCCUGCUCGCGGACACCGUUGAUGCUAUCAAUAGAGUUCAGACACGAAGCAGCUGCUUUUUAUAAUUGAGAGAAAUUUCC